Messenger RNA from Medioppia subpectinata, 588 nucleotides. The record is from the annotation of a GenBank genome assembly. Lineage: Eukaryota; Metazoa; Arthropoda; Arachnida; Sarcoptiformes; Oppiidae.
AUGAUGGGAAAUAUUGAGACCAUUUGUGUCGAUCUAAACGACUGGAAUGCCGUCCAAACGGCACUGGAAAGCGUGGGUCCAAUAGAUCUGGUGGUGAAUAACGCGGGAAUGUGUCUCUUAGAAGCCAUCGGUUCCAUCACUGAAGAAUCCGUUGACAAACAGUUAUCUUUGAACGUAAAGGCAGUGAUAAAUGUAUCGCAAACUGUGGCUAAACAGUGGAUCCGAGACAAGAGAAAGGGUGCGAUCGUUAACAUAUCGAGUCAGUCCAGUAUGAGAGCCCUCAGAGAACAUCUGGUGUACUGCGGGUCUAAGGGGGCGGUCGACCAAAUCACCAGGGUGCUCGCCCUUGAACUCGCACAACAUAACAUUCGGGUCAAUUCAGUCAACCCGACGGUCGUUUGGACUGAUCUCGCAAAGAUAGUGUGGGCGGACCCUAUAGUGUCGGGCGCUAUGAAGUCAAGGAUACCUUUGGGACGAUUUGCCGAACCGGAGGAAGUGGCGGAUGCGGUGACCUUUCUAUUGAGCGAUAGGGCGGCUAUGAUUACAGGCGUUACUCUUCCCGUCGACGGAGGCUUUCUCGCCACUUAA